This is a messenger RNA of Paramuricea clavata, 3688 nucleotides long. Lineage: Eukaryota; Metazoa; Cnidaria; Anthozoa; Malacalcyonacea; Plexauridae. The record is from the annotation of a GenBank genome assembly.
AUGGUUUCUCACGUUGAGGACAAGGUUCUUCAUUCUGAGGACAAGGUUCUUCACCCUGGGAACAAGGUUCUUUUCUCUGAGGACAAGGUUCUUUAAUCUGAGGACGAGGUUCUUCUCUCUGAGGACGAGGUUCUUCUCUCUGAGGACAAGGUUUCUCACAGUGAGGACAAGGUUGCUCACUUUGAGGACAAGGUAACUCUUUCUGUGGACUAGGUUUCUCACUCUGCGGAGAACGUUCUUCACUCUGACGACAAGGUUCCUCACACGAAGGACAAGGCUCCUCACUCUGAGGAGAAGGUUUCUCACUCUGAGGAGAAGGUACCUCACACGGAGGACAAGGUUGCUAAGUCUGCGGACAAGGUUUGUCACUCUAAGAACAAGGUAACUCAUUUUGAGGACAAGGUUCUUCACUCUGAGGUCAAGGUUCUUUACUCUGAGGACAAGUUUCUUCAUUCUGAGGACAAGGUUCUUCGCUCUGAGGACAAGGUUCUUCAUUCUGAGGACAAGAUUCUUCACUCUGAGGUCAAGGUUCUUUACUGUGAGGACAAAGUUCUUCACUCUGAGGACAUGGUUCUUCACUCUGAGGACAAGGUUCUUCACUCUGAGGACAACGUUCCUCACCCUGAGGGGAAGGUUUUUCACUCUGAGGACAAGGUUUCUCACUCUGAGGACAAGGUUUCUCUCACUGAGGACAAGGUUCUUCACCCUGAGGACAAGGUUCCUCACUCUGAGGACAAGAUUCCUCACUCUGAGGACAUGGUUUCUCACGUUGAGGACAAGGUUCUUCAUUCUGAGGGCAAGGUUCUUCACCCUGGGGACAAGGUUCUUCUCUCUGAGGACAAGGUUCUUUAAUCUGAGGACGAGGUUCUUCUCUCUGAGGACGAGGUUCUUCUCUCUGAGGACAAGGUUCCUCGCACCCAGGACAAGGUUGCUCACUUUGGGGAGAAUGUUCCUCUUUCUGUGGACUAGGUUUCUCACUCUGAGGUGAACGUUCUUCACUGUGAGGACAAUGUUCCUCACACUGAGGACAAGGUUCUUCACUCUGAGGACAAGUUUCCUCGCACGGAGGACAAGGUUCUUCACUCUGAGGACAAGGUUCCUCACACUGAAGACAAGGUUCUUCAUUCUAAGGACAAGGUUCCUCAUUCUGAGGACAAGGUUUCUCACUCUGAGGACAAGUUUUUUCAACAUGAGGACAAGUUUUUUCAAUCUGAGGACAAGGUUUCUUACUUUGAGGACAAGGUUUUUCACUCUGAGGACAAGGUUUCUCAAUCUGAGGAGAAUGUUCCUCCCACUGAGGGCAAGGUUCUUCACCCUGAGGACAAGGUUCUUCACUCUGAGGACAAGAUUCCUCACUCUCAGGACAUGGUUUCUCACUUUGAGGACAAGGUUCUUCAUUGUGAGGACAAGGUUCUUCAUCCUGGGGACAAGUUUCUUCUCUCUGAGGACAAGGUUCUUUAAAAUGAGGACGAGGUUCUUCUCUCUGAGGACGAGGUUCUUCUCUCUGAGGACAAGGUUCCUCACACUGAGGACAAGGUUGCUCACUUUGAGGACAAAGUUCCUCUCUCUGUGGACUAGGUUUCUCACUCUGAGGUGAACGUUCUUCACUGUGAGGACAAUGUUCCUCACACUGAGGACAAGUUUCUUCACUCUGAGGGCAAGGUUCCUCACACGAAGGACAAGGUUCCUCACUCUGAGGACAAGGUUUCUCAAUCUGAGGACAAGGUACGUACCUCACACGGAGGACAAGGUUGCUCAGACUGAGGACAAGGCUUGUCACUCUGAGGACAAGGUAACUCAUUUUGAGGACAAGGUUCUUCAUUCUGAAAAGAAGGUUCUUUUCUCUGAGGACAAGUUUCUUCAUUCUGAGGAAAAGGUUCUUCACUCUGAGGACAAGCUUCUUCAUUCUGAGGACAAGGUUCUUCACUCUGAUGUCAAGGUUCUUUACUGUGAGGACAAAGUUCUUCACUCUGAGGACAUGGUUCUUCACUCUGAGGACAAGGUUCUUCACUCUGGGGACACGGUUCUUUAUUCUGAGGUCAAGGUUCUUCAUUCUUAGGACAAGGUUCCUCACCCUGAGGGGAAGGUUUUUCACUCUGAGGACAAGGUUUCUCACCCUGAGGACAAAGUUCCUCCCCUGAGGACAAGGUUCUUCACUCUGAGGACAAGGUUCCUCAUUCUGAGGACAAGAUUCCUCACUCUGAGGACAUUGUUUCUAACUUUGAGGACAAGGUUGUUCAUUCUGACGGUAAGGUUCUUCACCCUGAGGACAAGGCUCUUCUCUCUGAGGACAAGGUUCUUUACUCUGAGGACAAGGUUCUUCACUCUGAGGACAAGGUUUCUCACUCUGAGGCCAAGGUUCCUCACUCUGAGGACAAGGUUUCUCUCUCUGAGGACAAGGUUUCUCAAUUUGAGGGCAUGGUUCUUCAUUCUGAGGACAAGGUUUUUUAUUUUGUGGACAAGGUUCUUCACUCUGAGGACAAAGUUCUUCACACUGAGGAAAAGGUUCUUUACUGUGAGGUCAAGGUCCCUUACUCGGAAGACAAGCUUUCUCGCUCUGAGGACAAUGUUCCUCACUUUGAGGAAAGGUUCUUCCCUCUGAGGACAAGGUUCCUCACUCAGAGGACAAGGUUUCUCACUCUGAGGACAAAGUUUUUUACUCGGAGGACAAGGUUCUUCACUCAGAGGAGAAGGUCCCUCACUCGGGGGACAAGGUCCAUCACUCUGAGGACAAGGUUCCUCACCUCGAGGACAAGGUUCUUAACUCUGAGGACAAGGUUCUCAGUCUGAUGACAAGGUUUGUCUCUCUGAGGACAAGGUUCCUCACCCUGAGGACUAGGUUCUUCGUUCUGAGGACAAGGUUCUUCACUCUGAGGACAAGGUUCUUCACUCCGAGGACAAGGUUCUUUACUCUGAGGACAAAGUUCUUCACUCUAAAGACAAGGUUCUUCACUCUGAGGGCAAGGUUCUUCAUUCUGAAGUCAAGGUUCCUCACUCUCAGGACAAGGUUCUUCACUCUGAGGACAACGUUCCUCACCCUGAGGACAAGGCUCUUCACUUUGAGGGCAAGGCUCUUCACUCUGAGGACAAGGUUCUUUACUCUGAGGACAAAGUUCUUCACUCUAAAGACAAGGUUCUGCACUCUGAGGGCAAGGUUCUUCAUUCUGAAGUCAAGGUUCCUCACUCUCAGGACAACGUUCUUCACUCUGAGGACAACGUUCCUCACCCUGAGGACAAGGUUCUUCACUCUGAGGACAAGGUUCUUUACUCUGAGGACAAUGUUCUUCACCCUUAGGACAAGGUUCCUCACACUGAGAACAAGGCUUCUCAGUCUGAUGAUAAGGUUUCUCUAUCUGAAGACAAGGUACCUCACUUUGAGGACAAGGCUCUUCAUUCUGGAAAGAAGGUUCUUUACUCUGAGGACAAGGUUCUUCACUCGGAGGACAAGGUAUUUCACUCUGAGGACAAGGUUCUUCAUUCUGAGGACAAGGUUCUUCACUCUGAGGUGAAGGUUCUUCACUGUGAGGACAAAGUUCUUCACUCUGAGGACAUGGUUCUUCACUCUGAAGACAAGGUUCUUCAUUCUGAGGAGAAGGUUCCUCACUCUGAGGACAAGGCUUUUCAUUCUGAGGACCAGGUUCCUCACCCUGAGGACAAGGUUCUUCACUUUGAGGACAAGGUUCUUUGA